UCCUUUUCUUCCUUUUUUUCAGGGCCCCUGAGCACCUGUGUUAUGAGCACGCAUCUUGGUGUUUGCUAAUCAUCUCAAGGCCGUGCCCUGCAGUUCUGAUCCAUUUUAAGUGAGCUGCACUGUGUGGCUGGAGUGGACCUUCAAUAAUGAGUGGUGCAGCUUUGGGACUUGAGAUAGUAUUUGUCUUUUUUCUGGCCUUAUUUCUACUUCAUCGGUAUGGAGACUUCAAGAAACAGCAUAGACUGGUGAUCGUAGCAACUUUACUGGCUUGGUAUCUCUGCUUUCUUAUUGUGUUUAUACUGCCUCUGGAUGUUAGUACGACAAUCUAUAAUCGAUGCAAACUUGCUGUUAACUCCAGCCCAGCAGAAAGCAAUGGCUCUUAUGUUACUCUUGCACCAAGCAAGCAAAGAUGUUUCAAACCAUGGAGUUACAUUCCCGAUGGAAUUAUGCCAAUUUUCUGGCGUGUUGUGUACUGGACGUCACAGUUUUUAACAUGGAUUCUUCUACCUUUCAUGCAGUCAUAUGCUAGGUCAGGAGGGUUCUCCAUUGCUGGAAAGAUUAAAACUGCAUUGAUUGAGAAUGCAAUCUACUAUGGCACUUACUUGCUGAUUUUUGGAGCGUUUUUAAUAUAUGUUGCUGUAAACCCAAAGUUCAAUUUACAAUGGAACCAACUUCAGACUAUUGGGAUAGCUGCUGCAAACACAUGGGGUCUCUUUCUUCUUGUGUUGCUUUUGGGCUAUGGUUUGGUGGAAAUUCCCCGUUCUCACUGGAAUGGGGCUAAGAGGGGUUAUCUUCUCAUGAAGACCUAUUUCAAAGCUGCCAAACUGAUGACUGAAAAAGCAGAUGCAGAGGAAAAUUUAGAGGAUGUUAUGGAGGAAGUCCGUAAAGUAAGUGAGAGUAUCAAGUAUAAUCACCCCUUGAGGAAAUGUGUUGAUACAAUACUGAAAAAGUGUCCUAAUGAGUACCAGGAAAGAAUGGGUAGGAACAUGGAUGAUUAUGAAGAUUUUGAAGAAAGACAGAACAGUUAUCCAAGUGAAAAAAGUUUGGUCAAACUUCACAAGCAGGUAAUUUAUUCAGUACAGAGGCAUCGUCGUACACAGGUCCAGUGGCAAAUUCUUUUAGAACAAGCCUUUUACUUAGAAGAUGUGGCAAAAAAUGAAACUAGUGCAACUCGACAGUUCGUUCAUACGUUUCAGUCCCAGGAACCGGAGAAUAAAAUUGUUCAGUAUUUCUACACACCAACUGUUGAGUGGUACUGGGAAUGUCUUCUACGACCAUGGUUUUACAGGGUUCUUGCAGUCGUUUUGGCCAUGUUCUCUGUAAUUGUCGUGUGGUCAGAGUGUACAUUUUUCAGCACAAAUCCAGUUUUAUCGCUAUUUGCAGUUUUCAUACAGCUGGCAGAAAAGACAUAUAAUUAUAUAUACAUAGAGAUGGCCUGUUUUCUUACCAUCUUUUUCCUAAGUAUUUGUGUUUACUCCACUGUCUUCAGGAUCCGUGUAUUUAACUAUUACUACUUAGCUUCACAUCAUCAGACAGAUGCGUACAGUCUCCUUUUCAGUGGCAUGUUAUUUUGCCGUCUUACUCCACCAUUGUGCUUGAACUUUUUGGGCUUGACCCAUAUGGAUGCAACAAUCUCUCACAGAGAUGCUCAGCCAACUGCUUACACAUCGAUAAUGGGAUCAAUGAGAGUGCUGUCCUUCAUUGCAGAUGGAUUCUAUAUAUAUUAUCCAAUGCUUGUUGUAAUUCUCUGUAUUGCAACCUACUUUAGUUUAGGAACUCGUUGUUUGAAUCUUUUGGGAUUUCAGCAGUUCAUGGGGGACAGUGAAAUGACCUCCGAUUUGAUUGAUGAAGGAAAGGAGCUAAUCAGAAGAGAGAAAAGAAAACGACAAAGACAGGAAGAAGGUGAAAACAGAAGAAGGGAAUGGAAAGAGCGGUAUGGAAAUAGAGAGGAUUCUACCAGAAACAGGGUUGUUCACACAGAACAAAAAGAAUCCAGUUUCUCAGAGACCAAUGCCAAUAGACCACUGUCAAAGUACACCCGAUCAAACGGUAGGACUGAGAGAGAUAGAAUAGAACUUCUCCAGGAUGCAGAACCUUUGGAUUUUAAUGCAGACUCAAUUAAUGAUGACCCUCUUGAAUCAGACUCCGGAAGGUACCAGCCUGGUGGAAGAUACCUGUCAAUGUCUCGAAGCGUAAUAUUUGAUGAUGUCUAAACUCAAAGCUAAGAAAAAUUCAGUGGACAUGUAUUUCCUAAUGAUUGCUUGGAAAAUACUGUAUUUAUGAUAUAUCACAGAAAUAAAGAAGACCAAUUUUGUUUUUAAAAUAAUAAUGAAGGAACAACUAUAUUUUGGAAAUGCACAUGUAUUAGAACUUUACCAAUUAGGACAAGAAUAUGCUUCUUCUACUGUAGAUGUUAUUGUAUGUCCAUGUGGGCUUUUGUGUAAUUACCAAAAGGAGAAAACUAAUAAUUAAGUUAACAGAGAAUAAACUUCAUAAAUAUGUCUAGGGCUCAGCUUGAACAGUAACAUUUAAGUUUUAAAAAGAGCAUUUUUGGAAGGCUUUUUUUUGUUUGUUUGAGCAGAUGCUGUGAGAGUAUCUCGAUGCAUCCAAAGUGCAGUUAUAUCAGUAAUUAUAAUAAACAUUUUCUAACUUUUUUUCCUAGUUGAACUUUUAUGCCUAGUCCAAAAUCUGCUGAUUUAAAUUAAGGCUUCUUUUGGUUAUAGUGGUCUUUGAAUCAGACCCUGCUUAGGCAGAAAAUGUAAUGGCAGGCUGUGUUCAUAAAUCUUGCUGGCACAAAUUUUGGAGCAAUGUGUAUUGAUCAAGAAAGGUAAUUGUUUUUUUCCUUUUCCAAUGCUGUAUGAUGAAUGAUUUUAGUAUGUGUAAAUACUUGAAUUUGGAUGAGGGUUUCACCAUCAUAUAAACAUAUGUGCAAUAGCAAGAAUACAUUCAUAAAUAUAUUUCUGUGAAAGAUUUUUACAGUUUACCUGUUGAAAAUCUUGGCAUAUUGAUGGUUUUUUUAAGUGUAAAAGAAAUCUAAUAGGGAAACUGAGUUAAAUUCUGAAACAUUAUAAUUUGCAUAUGAUUCAGGCACGAUUUACAAUUUUAGAGCAUUUCUUUAGAAGAAGGGAAAUACAUAGCAUGACUAUAUAAUGGUAAACACUUCUUAUGUCCCAAAUGCCCUGUUUGCAUUACAUAUCUGUUUUUAAGGUGCCUGUAUUUUGCAGUAAGUUGUUGCAAAAAGAAUAAAUGCUUACUCAUUUAAAUGCCAUUCAAAAAUGCCAAUUACUAAGUGUAAAAAUGCUUCUCAUUAAUUUCAUUGGUGUAGAUAUAUUUUUGAAUCGUAGUUAGUUGAAUGAAGUUUGAAAUACAAGGUUAAAGAUAUGGUCAUGACAUCUUGUGAAAUUUGAUUAACUUAACUGUUGUUUUAUUGGAAUUUGUCUUAAAUCUUUACCACUUGGAGUUUUAAGUGCGUGUUGCAAAAUGAUGUUGAAUACUGAAAGAGAACAUGCUUCUGUCAUAAAUUCUUAACCAUGCUUAAAAAGAUAGGCAACCUUUAAAGCAGCUAGGACUGAGUUAUUAUGAAAAGUAAAUUUUCAUGAAUGAGAGGUUCUACCAAUUCUUAAAAGUAGUCUUUGUUUUCUGGAGUAACUGUUAAUGGAAAUCUAACUACCUCCUGUGAUUUAGUACAUUAUAUGUUCUAACAGUAGUGGUAUUUGUAAUAUAUCAAUCUGCCUGUAUGAAAACACUGUAUUGUUAUUAUGAAGGAGGAGAAAUACUCUACUUGUGUAGAAAUAAUUAUGUAAAUAAAUGGGCAGGCAUAAAAUGUCAGUUUUGUUCUUAGGUGAAUACACUGAAUGACAGCUAUGCCCGCGUGCGUCCAAGCUCAUGCAAUUUCCACUUUACCUGUAAGAGGGCACUUUUUUAGUUUGUGCAUUUUGUGUAUUGUAAAAGUUUGAUCAAAAUCUUAUGGCUGUAUCAGGAACUGUAAGUUGAGAAAGAGACGCUUUUUUUUAUCCAGGCUGUUCUUUAGCAACUUUAUAAUAGUACCUAUUUAAUUUAUAUUAGCUAUGUUUAGAAACACUAUCCUGAAUCCAGCCUUAUCUGAAAGGGGAUGUAUGUUUUGGACAUCUAUCAAUAUGAAUGUUCCAAGACUUUAUAUUUCUAUUUUUAUAACUUGUAUUUCAUUUAACUGCCCAACAGUUUUUGUGAAAAUCUGUGAAUGAAAUAAAGGUGCAAGAUCUUAAUUUAAUUCUUGAAAUGUUACUACAAAGGGAUCUAAUUCAGUGCUAGUGGAAAAAUCACAGAAGGGAUGUUUGCUUAUCUGAAUGCUUGUGAAUUAUUCUUACCUAGCUGCAGUUUACUUCAGAGCAAUGGUUUAAGCCUUCUCAGGGCUUGAUUUUUCCCCUCUGUGAAAUCAGUGGAACAGUUGCUAGCAGAAUUUCCUAUUGAAACAUGGUCAGGAUUUAAUAUAUAAAAGCUAACUAGUCCCUAGUUUAAGCCCUCUGAGCAGUUUUCAUGGGGAUAUAGUGACUGGAGGAGCUGACUUUAUAAAUUAAUGGCAGUGGGGUUUCAGUUGCUAAUACAGAAAUUCUGAGCUCAUUGAGAUAGGAAUCCACUGACUUUCUUCGGAUGUUGGAAUGAAAGAGUAACUGAUGGCUGCUUUUUGAAAGCCCAGAAAUCAGAGCUUCUAAAAUAUCUCAAGGGUUCUCCCCGGGUUUGUGCUUGGAGAUCCCCAGUGUCACAUAGUCCCUUGAUAUUGGGAACUUACAUAAGGAGUUGACAAGUGAAAGCAGUAUUUUAUCCAUGUGUUCAUUACUGACCAACAGUUAUGCUUGCUUUAAGUAAGUGCAAUUUGUAGGCUGAUUAAAGUUUCAAAAAGUAAUUGUUAGAGCAGAUGACUAAGUCUGGAAAACUUUCAACAAAAAAUGCAGGGUACAAUUAUAAAAGAGUGUUGUAGAAAUAAGUUGUAUGCCUGCAUGACACUUGCUGCAUACCUGAGCUAGUUUUAGACUCAUUUGGUUACUGCUAAUAAAAACAAUGCAAAACUUUUGCUUGGGAGAUAAGUGCCUGAGGAUUUAAACACACACACCCUCCCCCAACCAAACGCUUGCCGAGUUCUUUGAUACUCUAAUUCUACUCCUAAUAGUAGCCUAAAAUAUAUAUAUAUAAUAAAUUAAAAUCAACUUUGGUAUAUUUAAGCAAUGAUUGUAAUAUGCUGAUGGUUUUCUUGCAGCACAUUUGAUACUCUGGAUUAUAUGAUUUAAAAUAAAACUGUCUUGCAAAGUGUGCUUUUUGGAAACUGAAUGUUAGCUUAUUGAUUUUGUCAGUAUACAGUCAUAUUUAUUUCAAUUAUAUCUUUUUUUACGGUCUUGCUUUUUGAAUUACUGAGCGGCUAGGGUAUACUUUGAUUUUAUCACCAUUAGCACACUUUCCUCAAGCCAUGGACACCAGCACCACCACCCAAAAAAAAAAAAACACAACAAAACAAUAAACACACCAAAAAUAAACAAUACCCAAGCUAAUAAUAAACGUUUGAAUAUUUUCAAGUCAGAUACGUAAACCAGUGAAACGAAUCCACAUAAAUUGUCAGGAACUUUCAAAAGUGGGAAUGAAGACAGUAACUACUUUAACGCUCUGUCAGUGCUGGAUUUCUUUAAAAGUAUGGAGAGCAAAAAGCUCUGUUCAAACUUCCUGUUCCUGCUGGAUCUGUAUUUCUGUUCUCAAACAUUUAGAAAUAUACACAUCCUGAUAACUACAGUGAGAAGUGCGUCCUCUGCAGUUGAAGUAAGGUGCAGCUCUUAGCAAUGUGAAGUGAGGAAGUCUUUUUAUGAGGGAACAUAAAGGAGACAUUUAACAAACUAUGUAAAGGACAUAGAGCAAACUAGACUACAUUUUAUCACUUAUGUACGGUAACAAACUAUACUACUGUAACUUACACUACCGGAAAAAUCACAUCUAAUAUGUCUUUGUUUUACAAUCAAGCACCUGUAAAAUAAAUUGUCUUUAACAGUAUUAAUGGGAGUAGUAGAAAGCUGCUAACUUUUUCAAUAUUCUUGCUAUUUUAAAUCACAAGCAUGAUGAGUUCUAGAUACGAAGUAUUAACAGUGGUUACUCUGAUUUUCUGUAAUUAUAAUUUUAUUAAAUUUAUCUUGGAAUACCGUGUUAUAUGAAAAAUACAUUAUUUUGUUGCAGUUUUCAUUAUUGGUGUUAAUUACUUGCAAUCUGAAGGGCAUUUAUGAUACCAGAGAUCACUUUAUGAAGGAAGAUUUUUUAUGAGGCUUAAGGAAAUCUGGCCUAUUCAUAACAGAGCAAUGUUUGAAUCUUAAACAGAAAUGUUACUUAUUGCAUAUGUUCUCUCCUAGAUUUCAACUUCUGUUUAAAAUUCAGAAAAUGAUUGAUUUUUACAAAGCAACUUAUUGGUGAAUCUUGUAAAUCUUUUGAAAUUUUUACAUUCCUUUUCCCUACUGAGCUCUGCAGGAAUAUGUGCUGCUUCAUGGCAGUUCUAUUAAUACUAUCUGUGCCUCUAAUUAAGUAGUCUAGACUGAAGCUGAGACACUCCUACACCACUUAUGUUAAUAGAAACCCAGCAUUCCUAGCAGAAUAGCACCUUGAACUAGAUCCCUUUCUAGUAUAUUGAUUGCUGUCGUUGAUUGUUGCAUUAAAUUUGGUAUCUUCUGUUUCAGUCAUAUGGUAAUCACCAUCAGGUUUGUUCUUUUUUUUCUAUUAAAGUGCACUGGAAUGUAUUCCUCAGCAUGUUUAAUUUUGUGUGUGUGUGUUUUAGUUGUAAUUGGCAGGCAAUAAUAACAUGCACAUUCAGUUAUUUCUUCAGGAUAAUAUUGUUAUAUUUGACAUUUCUAUGAAUUAUAAUAGUUUGAUAGCUUAGCUAUCACCGUAGAAAUUAUUUUCUGUAGAAAUAUGUUUCUAUGGAAGUAUCUGGAAGACAAGGGAAAUUAUUUUUAAGUGUAGCUAUAGUAGUAGAAGACAUUUAUUCUCCAAUGUAUUUUGAGGAUAGGCUGUAGGAGUGCUGCUUAUGGAUAGACUAGCUUUGCCUUAUGAUGCAAGUAUGUGUGAAUAAAACCUUGUUUUGGAAUUCACUGAGUAAUGAAUUUUUCUGUGUAUUAAAUUAUUGAUGUACUGGAUAUAUUUUUGAAUCGUAUGUCAAAGAGUUAAGUUGGCAUGAUGAAAUAAAUCAUUUCUGCAAUACA
Molecule: messenger RNA, 7205 nt
Organism: Oxyura jamaicensis (ruddy duck)
Lineage: Eukaryota; Metazoa; Chordata; Aves; Anseriformes; Anatidae
Gene: LMBRD2
Product: LMBR1 domain containing 2
Exons: 19
Coding region: 147-2213 (688 amino acids)
Biological process (GO): adrenergic receptor signaling pathway
Cellular component (GO): membrane
Source: RefSeq, a predicted model, not a curated record